Molecule: messenger RNA, 3637 nt
Organism: Notolabrus celidotus (New Zealand spotty)
Lineage: Eukaryota; Metazoa; Chordata; Actinopteri; Labriformes; Labridae
Product: zinc finger protein 11-like
Exons: 9
Coding region: 299-3391 (1030 amino acids)
Biological process (GO): negative regulation of transcription by RNA polymerase II
Molecular function (GO): RNA polymerase II cis-regulatory region sequence-specific DNA binding; DNA-binding transcription repressor activity, RNA polymerase II-specific
Source: RefSeq, a predicted model, not a curated record
GGCGGUAAUGCGCUAAUGAAGUAAGCUACCGCCGCAUCUGAAGAAGAAGAAACACCUUACAACAAAUUAAAUGUUCCUUAUAGCUGCGUGUAUUUAUCAUUUGGACGUUAAAUGUAGCCCUUGGUUUCUUUGAAGAGUUUUUUUGUUGCUCUCCAUUUGACUGCAGCGUGUCACCGUCCUUAUCUGCCGUAGCUACGAGUGUUUACCAACUAUAGCUGGCUAGCUAGCUAGUUAGCCGGCUAACAGCAGCUAACUUCAUCAAACCAGAGCCAAACAAGUUUCAACACGGGGAGAGAAGAUGGACGAAGGUAUCUCCACUGCCAUUUCAAAAGGUGACCCCAUACCUCUGGCUUCACUGCGCCUCCUGGUGCCACCUCUCCAGCUUAUGGCGGCCUCCAUGAUGCAGGUUCUGAAGAAAGGAGAUGCCAUGAACUACUGGAAAGUAGCUGAAUUUGUCUCCUUGGUGACGGACAUGGUCCCUGAGCUGCUAAUGCACAAACACAAGACCCAGCUUCUACUGGGGUUAAGAUCCAGGUAUAUUGUUGAGUUGUGCCGAGGCGAUCAGCAUGAGGGACCUGAAUUAAUUCGGUCUCAUUUAGACAAGAUUAAAGUCACAAAUUCAGAAGAGGAGGGAACAGUUGUGAACUUUCUUGGGUUGAUCCAGACUCUGCUCAAAGAUCCUGAGGAGAGACGUGACUUUUUCCUGGAGGUCUUCCCUGCUGAGUAUGGCUCGCUGUAUGACAGAGAUUUGCAGACACUGUUUUCUGAGUUCCUCUUUCGGCUGGCUCAGCUGCUGCCAGUUCCCGACCUCGAACAGACUGUUUCUUGGCUUGGGGCUGACUGCUCUGUGUUUGAGGAGUGUGAGCGUUCAGUCUCCGAGCCUACAGACCUGAACAUUUUGCUCCAGCACCAUAAACACCUCGGGCGUCUAGAGCAACAUGUUCCACCUUCGAGCAUGGGGGACAGCAUCCUCUCCUCCCUCUCUGUGGUAUUUCCGAGGAGAGAGUCAACCACCCGACCAGACGAGCAACCCAACCAAACAGACUCCCUGCUAGGCCUGAGUGAUGACACUGACACUGUAACGUUUGUUGAAGAUGUGGCAGUUGAAAUAAUUACUGUCACAGAUUACGCAGAGAUUGAAUUAAGUGCAAGUACCAACAUUGAGGUGGUGAUGGGAGAAAACUGCUUUGGAGAAACAGCCGGUAACGUUGUUGCUGAAGAUUCGUUGGUGGUUCUUCCAGGUGAGACAGCCAGGAUAGAAGAAGUUGAUGUAGGCGAAAAUGAAAAAGCUGCGAGUGUUUUGACUGAAGUCAUCCCUCCAGAAGUUCAAAAGGACAAUUUGGGGCCUGCACAUCAUAACAUUUCUGUGGGGCCUCACGACUGCCCUGACUGCGAGAAGAAAUUUAAGUUUGCCUCUUCGCUGACCGCCCACAGGGUAAUCCACACUGGCGAACGCCCCCACCGCUGCAGUGACUGUGGUCGCUGCUUCUCAUUCAGGCAGUCCCUUGACAGGCACAGACACAGACAUAAAACUGCACGCAGGUACGACUGUGCCGUCUGUGGGGAAGUUUUUCAAUCACUGUCAGCCCGCACACAGCACAAGCAAAUACACAUGGCAGAUGGUGUUUACACAUGUCAUCAGUGUGAAAAGAGAUUCAACUGGGAGCUAGCACUCGCAAGGCACCUUAAAACUCACAUUGAUGAUCACGAUGCAAACAAGCCAACAGAGAGCCAGGAGGAGGUGCAAGUAGGUUUGAUUCAUGACAAAGUAAUCAGUGAAGUUGUUGCUGAACCAGACAGUCAGGUUCAUGCAGAUGAUUGUGCUGAUAGCAACCUGGAAAAUGCAAUGGUUCAGAGCAGUGAGCAUCCCACCACUGGGCUCGAAAGCACAGUUCCCGAGCUUGACAGUAAAGUGUUGUUCGCAAAGGUCCGAACAAGUGGGCGCAAACGCAAACCAACCAUGAAAAUCCAGGUGAUAAACCUUCAGAAGAGCUUGACCACCAAAAAGAAGAAGGAGAACAUCAAGAUGAAGCCUCCAGAGCUGAAGCCCUUACCGUUCAACAGCAGCGACGAACACUCCUAUGGAUCACCAGUGGUCUCAUCAAAAGAUGGUGAAAAGUUAGGUUCUGUAGAAGAUGGCUCUUCAGCUGCGUUCUCAUGUCUCAAAUGCUCCUUCAAGCACUCAGAGGAAUCACAGGUCCAGCUACACAUUGACAUGGUUCACUCCGUUCAGACCGAGGAAGACAAGGAGUCUCUUCAGCCCCUGACUGAUGAAGAGGGACGUUUCAGCUGCCCAGAAUGUGACAAGAGCUUCAAGUUCAAAUCCCUCCUAACAGCCCACCAACGCAUCCACACUGGCGAGCAACCCUUCCCAUGUCCUCAGUGCGGGCGGCUGUUUUCCUUUAAGCAGUCACUUGAGCGUCACAAGAUGACACACAAGUCCGGGCGGAAGUACGAGUGUCUGAUCUGUGGAGAGUUCUUCGAGUCCCUGAUGGCUCAGAAGGAGCACAAGAGCACCCACAUGGAGAACGGCGAGUACAUGUGUUCAGAGUGUGGCCGUGCUUUUGCCUGGAAGUCUGCUCUAGUGAGACACCUGAAAACUCACAGUGAGGAGGUGAACAAGGUGGAGCGUUCCUUUAAAUGUCCCCGCUGUGAGCAGGGCUUCAGUUGUGCCAGCUACCUGAACAGACACCUGCAGACUCACCAAGAGGAGCGAGUGCACACCUGCAACUGUGGGAAGAGCUUUGCCUACCGGGCAGCUCUUACUGCACAUCAACGCAUCCAUCAAAAGGAGCGACCACACAUGUGCACACAGUGCGGGAAGGGAUUCCUCUACAAGGGAGGGCUGCUGAGCCACAUGAAGAUCCACUCAGAGGAAAUGCCCUUCAUGUGUUCUUUCUGUGGCAAGAGCUUCAAAAGGGAGCGCAAUAUGAAGAAGCAUGAGCGCUGCCACACCAGGGAAAAUGUUUUCAGCUGCUCGCAGUGUGACAAGAGUUUUGUGUACAAGGCGACCCUGAUCAGACACGAGCUGACUCAUUCAGGUGAGAGGCCGUACCUUUGCUCCGACUGCGGGAAGGGCUUCUUUUCCCAUGCUGAGCUUCUGAAGCAUGAGCGGUUCCACACAGGCCACAAACCCUUCCAGUGCCCCCACUGUGGCAAGAGUUUCACCCAGUCCUGCUACCUGACCAUCCACCUGCGCUACCACACCGGAGUGAGGCCGUACUCGUGCACCGAGUGUGAUAAGAGCUUCCUCAGUGCCAAUCGGCUCAAGAGACACCAGCGGACACAUUCGGGGGAAAAACCAUACUUGUGUCUAGAAUGCGGAAAGGGAUUCAGGCAGUCCUAUAACCUGAAAAUGCAUCAACGAACACAUACCAUUAAGCUAACAUAGACAGGCAGGUGUGGAAUCUAUUGAUCUGGAGAUUCAAAUUGAGAUAAUUUAGUUUGGAGAAAACAAAAAUGACUGGAUUAUUGACUUUACUGCUUAUGCAAAUGCAUAGAAAUAUGAUCUCAUAAAAGUGGGUUAAAUGGGAAUGAUACUUUUUUGUUUCAUGAUUGGUCGUGUUUAGGGAUGUAAGGAUGAUGCAAGACGGUAAAAAAUUGAUUCAACAAAAUUUGUAUUUCCGCUUGUUCAACA